CACUAAAUGAAAAAAAAUACCUACGGGACUUGCAUUAUACGGAGUCAGGCCUGCAAAGGAAGAAGACGACGAUGCUUUGCAGGGGCGCGGUACUGAUAACACCUUAACUAUUCCGGCGAAGGGGGAGCGCCUGCACCGGCUCGCCCUCCCCUAGUUCUGCCACUGCCUUCACCACAACGACAGGACAACAAAACGAGAGAUGGAAAUAACUUCUCGACGGCUAAGAAUUCGACGAUGUCCACGUACAAACGGCGGCCGGCUGACCUGCGUUUGGGACAUCGCUCAGGUAUUGGUGUUUGUGGUAUCUUCGCGUCUCGGGACCAGAAAAGAGCUCGCAGCAAUCACCAUCAAGCGGCGACAAGACCAAAUCUCACAAAGGGACCCCAAUCACGAGUUACAUCAGCAACCAAUCGUGGGCUACUCCGAAGGCAAGGUUCCUGCUGGUUCAAUUCACUAACAGUAGCUAAUGGGCAGAAUAGGCGUGGCAAAUAUUGCAGUAUCGGGCAGCAAACUCGAUGUAAUAAUCGGCGGACAGACUUUCAUGGGUAUGGCCAUCCUGAUUCCAAAAACCCUCAAUCAGAUUUUGAGAUUAUCUUCGAAAGCAAGACUUUUCAUUUCAUAGUUUUUAAUGGGAACUCUGUUUGCAUUUCUGAAUCAAAGAACAAUAUAUCUUCUGCUAUUUAUCUUGAUCUUGAGAGAAUUACUUGGUUGAAUGACUCCAUUCCAAAGCUACUUUAUGAUAAUUGGGCUGUAUCUAAGAUUGAAUUGCAGAAUUCCAUUUUAAUUCUUCACGACAGCAAUUUUUUUGGCGGGUCUUUCCGAAUCAUCGAGAAGGGUUGUGAUUCGUUAUUUAUACCAGAAGGUUGGAAUGGGAAUAAAAAAAAUUCUGUCAGGAGUUAUAAGAGCAAAAAAUUUGAUGAAGGAACUUCAGGUCAAGGAGCCGCCUUUUCCAAGUCACGGUUCUGAAUUUAUGGAUCUUAUUCCUUGGUUGGGUGAGGAUUGCUACAACCAAAAUGAUGUCUCUAUUUCAGGAACUUUAUUUCAUGUCGAUAUAGCCCUUUCUUCCUCCAUUGAGAAGCCUUCGAAUUUGAAUUCAGUCAAAGAUCAUAGUUGCUCUGCGACUCUACCGGAUUAUACAAUCAUCAAUGAGCUCUUUCAGGCUACUAUGGCUACUGGGGUAGAAUCACUCUCACAUUUUCUUCUUAAAGAGUUUGAACGAAUUGUUGUCUCGUGUUUGGAUAAACGAGACUCAUUGGAUAAGAAUUUGACAGAGACAACCACUCACGAGGUAAACUUAUUGACAGAUGUUGCUACAGAUAAUCAGUGCUAUGUAGGGAUUGCUGGUGAUGAUGAUAUUUUUACUGAAAACACUUUAUCAUACUCGGGAGAUGAAUUCCUUGGUCAUGCUUCAGAAAGUGAGAAGAGAACUCCCAUUUUUGCCAUUGAGGAUCUAUGGGAUUCUGAUACUAAUGAGGACAUUUGCAACAAGGCUAGCCUGGUCACGAGGGAAAAUUGUUUGCCUACACAGAACCUCAACACUCAAAUGAAAAUGUAUCGCAAAAAGUAUCAGCGAUCACAUCCCAUGAGAACGAGAUCUCAAUCUCAAGCGGAGUUCUAAUGACUUCUCGGAAUUAAUCAUUUAUAGGGAGAUUUCAUUCAUUGCAAUUAGGGUUGGUCUAUUAAUUGUAUUUUUUUUUUCUCUCUUUUUUUCUAUGCCUCUUUUUUUUCCCUUCUUUCUUCAUUUGUACUCUUCUUUUGUUUUUAACUUCAAUAAAACACUUCCUUUGCGCA
Messenger RNA from Cuscuta epithymum, 1791 nucleotides. NCBI's taxonomy places the organism in Eukaryota, Viridiplantae, Streptophyta, Magnoliopsida, Solanales, Convolvulaceae. The record is from the annotation of a GenBank genome assembly.